Danio aesculapii is the source of this 8186-nucleotide messenger RNA. Its product is annotated as protein unc-79 homolog. The record is from RefSeq and is a predicted model, not a curated record. The coding region runs from base 77 to 8011 and encodes 2644 amino acids. The transcript has 51 exons. NCBI's taxonomy places the organism in Eukaryota, Metazoa, Chordata, Actinopteri, Cypriniformes, Danionidae. Gene Ontology annotation, molecular function: protein binding.
UGGUCCAGCGCUUCACCUGAUCCUCAUCUUCAUCCUCAUCUUCCUCAUCUGUGGCGGACAGAAGAGGCUCUCCAUCAUGUCCACCAAAGCAGAGCAGUUUGGCUCUAAGAUUCGAUACUUGCAAGAGUAUCACAACCGUGUGCUUCACAAUAUUUACCCAGUGCCAUCGGGAACAGACAUUGCAAACACUCUGAAAUACUUUUCCCAAACCCUGCUCAGCAUCCUGUCCCGUACAGGCAGAAAGGAGAGCCAGGAAGCUUCCAAUUUGGCCGUGCCCAUGACCAUGUGUCUUUUUCCUGUGCCAUUCCCACUCACCCCAUCUCUAAGACCACAAGUCAGUUCCAUCAACCCUACAGUUACUCGAUCCCUCCUUUACAGCGUUCUGCGGGACGCCCCGGCCGACCGGGGUGGUGCCACCCAGCAGAGUCGGGAGGUUCAGCUCUCAGAGUACCCGUCUCUGGACUAUCAGGGGCUCUAUGCCACCCUCGUCACCUUGCUUGACCUGGUGCCCCUGCUGCAGCACGGUCAGCACGAUCUGGGGCAGGCCAUAUUUUACACCACAACAUGCCUUCUGCCUUUCCUUAGCGAUGAUAUUCUCAGCACUUUACCCUACACCAUGAUCUCCACGUUAGCCACCUUCCCUCCGUUCCUGCACAAAGACAUCAUAGAGUACCUGAGCACGUCCUUCUUGCCCAUGGCCAUCUUGGGUUCGACCAGAAGAGAAGGUGGCGUUCCAGCAUAUGUCAAUCUGUCGGCCUGCUCCAUGCUAAUGAUCGCCAUGCAGUACACCUCCAAUCCAGUGUAUCACUGUCAGCUGCUGGAGUGUCUGAUGAAAUUCAAGCAGGAAGUAUGGAAGGAUCUUCUCUACGUCAUAUCCUACGGCCCGUCCCAAGUCAAGCCUCCCGCCGUUCAGAUGCUCUUCCACUAUUGGCCGAACCUCAAGCUUCCGGGAGCCAUCAGCGAGUACAGAGGCCUGCAGUACACCGCCUGGAACCCCAUUCACUGCCAACACAUCGAGUGCCAGAACUCCAUCAAUAAACCAGCGGUGAAGAUGUGUAUCGACCCGACGCUCUCGGUGGCUCUGGGAGACAAGCCGCCGCCGCUCUACAUCUGUGAGGAGUGCAGCCAGAGGAUCGCCGGUGAUCAUGCCGAGUGGCUCGUGGAUGUGCUUUUACCACAAGCGGAGAUCUCUGCUAUCUGUCAGAAGAAGAACUGCAGCUCUCACGUCAGACGUGCCGUCGUCACCUGCUUCUCAGCGGGCUGCUGUGGUCGCCAUGGCAACCGGCCGGUGCGCUAUUGCAAGCGUUGCCAUGUGAACCACCACAGCAGCGAGGUGGGGGCGUCAGCGGAGACACACCUGUACCAGACCUCACCCCCCCCCAUCAACACACGCGAGUGCGGAGCAGAGGAGCUGGUGUGCACAGUGGAGGCCGUCAUCAGUCUGCUGAAGGAGGCAGAGAUCCAUGCGGAGCAGCGUGAGUUUGAGCUGAACCGGCGCCGGCAGAUGGGUUUACUGUCCUCCUCUCAUCACUCUCUGGAUAACCUGGAGUUCGACAAUAAAGAGGACGACCAGCACGACCAGCGGCUGCUCAGCCAGUUCGGCAUCUGGUUCCUGGUGAGUCUGUGCACCCCGAGCGAGAACACCCCCACAGAGAGCCUGGCCCGGCUGGUCAGUAUGGUGUUCCAGUGGUUCGACUCCACCGCCUACAUGAUGGAUGACGAGGUGGGCAGCCUGGUGGAGAAGCUCAAGCCGCAGUUCGUCACCAAGUGGCUGAAGACGGUGUGUGACGUGCGCUUCGACGUCAUGGUCAUGUGUCUGCUGCCCAAACCAGUGGAGUUCGCCAGGGUGGGUGGUUUCUGGGAUAAGUCGUGCAGCACAGUGACGCAGCUGAAGGAGGGCCUGAACAGAAUCCUGUGCCUGAUCCCCUAUAACGUGAUCAGUCAGCCGCUGUGGGAGUGUUUCAUGCCCGAGUGGUUGGAGGCCAUCCGCACCGAAGUGCCGGACCACCAGCUCAAAGAGUUCCGCGAGGUGCUCAGUAAGAUGUUCGACAUUGAGCUGUGUCCUCUGCCCUUCUCCAUGGAGGAGAUGUUCGGCUUCAUCAGCUGCAGAUUCACUGGAUAUCCAGCAUCAGUGCAGGAGCAGGCGCUACUGUGGCUGCAUGUUCUGUCUGAGCUGGACAUCGUGGUGCCGCUGCAGCUGCUCAUUAGCAUGUUCUCUGAUGGGGUGAACUCACUGAAGGAACUGGCCAAUCAGAGAAGAGCUGGAGCUGCUGACCUCACAGGAAACGCCGGACACCGCAGGGUCAGUGUGGUGUCAGACCCGGGCCGGCGGGGCCAGCACAAUAACCUGAGUCCGUUCCCGAGUCCGUUCCGCAGUCCGUUCCGCAGUCCCCUACGCUGCAGCCCCUUUAAGAACCUGGGCCACGCUGCCGGGAACUGUGCUCUGGAUCUGGACUGUGAUGAUGACGACAUGAACCUGGGCUGCUUCAUCCUCAUGUUUGACCUCAUCCUCAAACAGAUGGAGCUCCAGGAUGACGCGGUGACUGUGGGUCUGGAGGGUGUGGUGGGCAGGGAUGUGGUGGGCAUCAUCAGCAGUGUCCUGCAGGCCCCGUGGGGAGGAACACACACCUGUCAGAAGGAGGAGUCUGCGCUGGAGUGCAGUGUGUGUCAGUCCAGCAUCCUGUGCUAUCAGCUGGCCUGCGAGCUGCUGCAGAGACUCACCCCGCCGGAGCCCAUACGCCUGGUGGAGCCGUCGGAGUGUCUGGAGGAGAGUCUGGUGUUCCCUCUGGCUGAGUGCACCGUGCAGUCAGAGAGCACAGCUGAAGAUGAAGACACACCCGCAGACAACCCCGGCAGCCACAACCCCUCGCCGGAGAUCCCUCCAUUAAAGAACAGUGCAGACAGGAAGUUCUCCUACCCAACACUUCCUGUCUCCCUGAAGCUGCUCUACACUGUGUUGCAGGAGAUGAGUAAGGUGGAGGAGCCGGAUAUCCUGUUCAACAUGCUGAGCUGCCUGAAGAUCCUGUGUCUGCAUGGAGAGUGCCUGUACCUGGCCCGCAAGGACCACCCGCAGUUCCUGGCCUACAUACAGGAGAAGAUGCUCAUCCCCAGUCUGUGGUCCAUGCUGAAGUCAGAGUUCUGUCAGCUGGCGUCUCUGGCGGUCCCGCAGCUCCUGCAUGCUCUCUCUCUGGCCCACGGAGCCGACAUCUUCUGGAAGCUGGUGGACAGCAGCUUCAACAGCUCCGACUGGAAGAUACGCUUCCUAGCAGUGGAGCGUGUGGCAGUGCUGUGUCGUUUCCUGGACAUCGGCUCGGUCACUAAGAGUCACGUGCUGAAGUAUUCGCUAGCGCACGCCUUCUGCUGCUUCCUGUCCAGCGUGGAGGACGUGAACCCUGCAGUGGCCACUCGAGCCCGCCUGCUGCUGGACACCAUCAAGAGGCCCGCGCUGCAGGGUCUGUGUCUGUGUCUGGAUUUCCAGUUUGACACAGUGGUGCGUGACCGGCCGGUGAUCCUCAGCCAGCUGCUGCUGCUGCACUCCCUGAAGCAGGACGUCCCGGCGCUGAGCUGGGAGUUCUUCGUCAACCGCUUCGAGACGCUCUCGCUGGAGGCUCAGCUGCACCUCGACUGCAACAAGGAGUUUCCCUUCCCCACCACCAUCACAGCGGUGAGGACUAACGUGGCGAAUCUGAGUGACGCGGCGAUGUGGAAGAUCAGACGCGCUCGCUUCGCACGCAACCGGCAGAAGAGUGUGCGCUCGCUGCGGGAGAGCGUCAGGGGCCCGAGCGGCUCCAAGAGGGCCUGCUCACUGCCGGACACACUCACCAGCAAACUGCCAGUGAGACUGGCGAGACAGGAGCAGUCGGCUCCGCUGCUGGGAAACAUGCUGGAGAAAGUGCUGACAGAGCUGAAGUACAGUGUGUGUGUGGAGGACACUGAGGCGUGCGCGGGCGAGGGCUCUCCGUCAGAGGAUCAGUCUGCCAUCAGAGACGUGCUGCCGGAGGACGCGGGUAUCGACCAGCAGACGGUGCACCAGCUGAUGGCGGUGCUGAUGAAGUUCAUGAUGAAGGACAAGAGCAGCGCGGAGGCCGACAUCGCCAGCGCCAAAGCCUUCAACACGGUCAAGCGGCACCUGUACCUGCUGCUGGGCUACGAUCAGCAGAUGGGCUGCUUCAUGAUCACACCGCAGAAGAUGCGCUCGUCCACCUGCUUCAACGGCUUCAUCGCCGGCAUCGCUCAGGUUAUGGACUAUAACAUUGGUCUGGGAAAGCAGCUGCUCCCCCUGGUGGUGCAGGUGCUGAAGUAUUGCACGUGUCCUCAGCUGAGGCCAAACUUCCAGGAGCCGCCGCGCUGCUCUCUGUGGGCCCUCAAACCACACAUCAGGCAGAUGUGGCUCAAAGCGCUGCUCGUCAUCCUCUAUAAGUACCCUUACAGAGACAUGGACAUAAGUAAAGAGGUGGUUCUGCAUCUGAUCCACAUCACCAUCAACACACUGAACGCUCAGUACCACAGCUGUAGAUCCCACGUGUCCGCAGGCCCGCUCUACAGCGACAACUCCAACAUCAGCCGCUACAGCGAGAAGGAGAAAGAGGAGGACAGUGUGUUUGACGAGUCCGACAUCCACGACACCCCGACCGGAGCCGGCGGGAAAGAGUCGCAGACAUUCUUCGCUCGCCUCAAGAGGAUCGGCGGCAGCAAAUCUGUCAAAUACCAGCCUGUGGAGCUGAACGCUCAGAGGAGUGAGCUGGAGCUGUCCGAGUGUAAGGACGCUGGUGUUCUGCAGGACACACUGCUGUACUCGGGUCGAGAGGACAUCCUCAGCAGCAGCAAGAAGAAGCGUCUGCAGGCCAUGCACAAGCAGAAGUCCCUGGACAUCUCCAACACUGACUCCAUCCUCUACAACCUGGACGAGCACCGCCGCAAGUCCUGCAUCGAGCGCUGCGACCUGCAGAACCAGCCCUGCGCUUCCUCGUCUGCGGCCCGCCAGCAGCAGCACCGCGCACUGCACCAUGGGAAGGAGGACUCCUCCAACGGCCACUCCAUCAUGGAGCGGCGCGGCUCUGGAGCGCAGCCGGACAGCACGCGGCCCGUCAUCCCAGAGGUGCGGCUCAGCUGCAUGGAGACCUUCGAGGAUAAAGCGUCAGGUCUGGACUCCCCGAUGACCCCGCCGGGAGUCUCAGCGCUGGAUAAAGACGAUCCGGACCUCAUCGACCUGUCUUCCGACUGCACCUCCAUCCCUGAGAAGCGCUCCAUACUGUCUCUGUCCGACAGCGACUCGCUGGUGUUCGAGCCGCUGCCGCCUCUGAGGAUCGUGGAGAGUAACGAGGACCUGUUUGAAGCCCUGACGCUGCCCGGCGGAGUGCUGAGCAAAUCCCACAAUGCAUCAGGAGUCCAGCAGUGCUCCCCUCAGCACAGCACCACACUGGAGGUCUCGGACCCCUCGGUGCACAUGAUGACCCUGAAGCAGAAGCGGGAUCUGUUCAGAAAGACGUCCCACAUGCCGAACGCGUCGCUGGAUGAGUCCGGCACACACACACUCGAGGACGGCAGCAGCGUUUCUGUGUUGCUGCACAUCCCGGUGGACGUGCUGGAGUCUCUGGAUCCGCUGAACGCAGAUGAAGACGAGGCCGAGGACAGAGACAGCGAACCCAAACCAGAGGACGAGAACGAUGAGGCCGAGUUCAGGAUCCAGAUCAUUCCCCGACAGCGCAAGGAGAGGAAGAUCGCCGUCAGCGCCAUCCAGAGGGAGUACCUGGACAUCUCCUUCAACACACUGGACAAGAUGAGGGAUCCGGCUGCAGAGACAGAUCCCAAAUCUCUGUCCAGCCUGGAGAAGCCCAGAGAAUCAGCCUCCGCCCCGGCUCUGGAGGCCACGGUCCCGGAGACCAGCCACCGCUCCUCCGUCUCCACUCAGUAUCGUCAGGUGAAGCGUGGCUCUCUGGGCGCCGUCACCAUGAGUCAGCUAAUGAAGCGUCAGCUGGAGCAUCAGUCCAGCGCUCCGCAGAACAUCAGCACAUGGGACACCGGUCCCACUAAGACCAGUCUACUGUCAGCUCCCAGCACCGCCAGCAUGUUCGUUCCAGCACCAGAAGACUUCAGCGAUGAGCAGCCCACGACCAUGGCUGACAGGUGUCGUGACUGCGGGGCGGUGCUGGAGGAGUAUGAUGAGGAGACCCUGGCUCUGGCUGUGGUGGUUCUGUCCAUGUUCAUACACCUGAGUCCAGACCUGGCCGCUCCACUGCUGCUGGAGAUCAUGCAGUCUGUGGGCAGACUCGCCUCCAGCUCCAACUUCACGGGUCAGGCUGAGAGUAUGCUGAUUCCCGGGAAUGUUGCCGGUGUGGCCAAGCAGUUCCUGCGCUGCGUCCUCCAUCAGCUGGCACCAAAUGGCAUCCUGCCCCAGCUGUUCCAGAGCAGCAUUAAAGACGGCAGUUUUCUGCGGACUCUGGCGAUGUCUCUGAUCGACUUCAAUGAGCUGAGCUCUGUGGCGGCGCUCAGUCAGCUGCUGGAGGGUCUGAACAAUAAGAAGGCUCUCCCGGCCGGAGGAACCAUCCUGCACUGCCUGGAGAACAUCGCCACCUUCAUGGAGACGCUGCCCAUGGACUCGCCCAGCAACCUCUGGACCACCAUCUGCAACCAGUUCCAGACCUUCCUCACCAAGCUGCCCGCCGUGCUGCCGCUCAAGUGUCCACUGGACUCCAGCCUGAGGAUCAUCAUCUGCCUGCUGAAGAUACCAGUCACUAACGCCACCAGGAGUCUGCUGGAGCCCUUCUCUAAGCUGCUGAGUUUUGUCCUCCAGUACGGCGUCUUCAGCCUCUCGUAUCUCGUAGAGCUCUGCGGCUUGUGCUAUAAAACCUUCAGCAAGGAGCGAGAUAAGUUCUACAUGUCCCGCAUCGUGGUUCUGGAGCUGCUGCAGGCCCUCAAGUUCAAGUCCUCCAUUCCUGACACCAACCUGCUGCUGCUGGUGCAGUUUGUGUGUUCAGACAUCAACACACGACUGGCAGAGUCCACCAUCCUGCAGAAGCACAUGAUCACACCACUGCCCGGAUGUACGACAGCAGCGAUGGAGUGUUUGAGACAGUACCUGAGCGAACUGCUGGACUUCAUUGCAGACAUGCACACACUGACCAAACUGAAGAGCCACAUGAAGGCGUGCUGUCAGCCGCUGCAUGAGGACACGUUCGGGGGGAAUCUGAAGGUGGGUCUGGCUCAGAUCGCGGCGAUGGAGAUCAGCAAAGGAAACCACCGAGACAAUAAAGCUGUGAUCCGCUACCUGCCCUGGCUAUACCACCCACCCUCAGCCAUGCAGCAGGGACCCAAGGAGUUCAUCGAGUGUGUGUCGCAUAUCCGUCAGCUGUCUUGGCUGCUGCUGGGUUCUCUUACCCACAGUGCACUGCAGCAGGGCUCCUCGUGCUGUAUGCCCAUCCCGCUGGACGCCGGCUCACACAUCGCAGACCACCUGAUCGUCAUCCUGAUCGGCUUCCCGGAGCAGUCUAAGACGUCAGUGCUGCACAUGUGUUCGCUGUUCCACGCCUUCAUGUUCGCUCAGCUGUGGACGGUGUACUGUGAGCAGGCGUCCACUGCUCCCUCCAGCCAGAACCAGAACCAGAACCAGAGCGAGCUGUGCAGCGGAGCCCUGCUCACCGGCCUGGAGUUCUGGAGCCGAGUCACACCCAGCAUACUGCAACUCAUGGCACACAACAGAGUGAUGGUGGAGAUGGUGUGUCUGCAUGUCAUCAGCCUGAUGGAGGCGCUGCAGGAGUGUAACUCCACCAUCUUUGUGAAGCUCAUCCCCAUGUGGCUGCCGAUGAUCCAGUCUAACCUGAAUCACCUGUCUGCAGGUCUCCAGCUGCGUCUGCAGGCGAUCCAGAACCGUGUGAACCAUCAGUGUCUCCAGAACCCCGGCUCCAGCUCGUUCCCGCUCACGCUCCGCAAGUGGCUUCAGUGCACGCAGUUCAAGAUGGCACAGGUGGAGAUCCAGUCCUCGGAGGCGGCGUCGCAGUUUUACCCCAUGUGAUCACACACACACAGCUCCAGCAGCAGGUGUAGUGUCUGCAGGUGGACAUGAAGCUGAGCUCUUCCUAGUGUGUGUGUGUGUGUGUGUGACAGAAACAUCACAGAAUCAGGUAUAGAGGAGUGUCAGCCGGGGUGUUUUCUCUGUGUAUAAUGUGCAGAUUUUAAACUCAAAUAAA